Messenger RNA from Anneissia japonica, 1174 nucleotides. Its product is annotated as hyalin-like. Lineage: Eukaryota; Metazoa; Echinodermata; Crinoidea; Comatulida; Comatulidae. The transcript has 8 exons. Bases 1 to 1167 code for a protein of 388 amino acids. The record is from RefSeq and is a predicted model, not a curated record.
AUGGAGUACAAAGAACUCCCAGAGGUUAUAUACUGCCCUGCCGAUAUAACCAUUGAGACGUGGUACCGGUCUCCUUAUGUUAAUGUAACAUGGACGUCACCAAAUAUCACAGACAAUGUUGGUAUUUUAGAAAUUGUAUCGAACUACCAUUCAGGGGAUGUGUUCCACCUCGGAGUGACAACAGUUGUCUACAAUGCAACAGACACAGCUUUGAACUUUAACCAUUGCCAUUUUACUAUAACUGUUAUAGAUGUUGAGAAACCCUACUUUGAAAAUUGUUCCUUGGACAUUGCGGUACCAAACGUUCCCGGAUCAGCAUAUUCUAAUGUAACUUGGACAAUACCGACAGCCUACGAUAACUCUCGAAUCCCUCCUCAUGUUACCUCGGACGCCGAUCCCGGUGAUGUAUUUCCAUUGUACGAUACCAUUGUAACAUAUACUGCAGUUGAUGAAAGUAACAAUGUCGAGUUGUGUCGGUUCAAAGUCACUGUAUAUGAUGUGGAUUUCCCGUAUUUUACUAAUUUUACCGAUGAUGUUCAAGUAUUCAUCGACUCAAUUCAUUCAAACGUAACCGUUGAUUGGGACCCACCAUAUCCGGCCGACAAUUCGGGAGUAUUACCUUUGCUUGAAUCAACUCAUCAACCUGGAGAUACAUUCCAAAUAGGCGUUACUAUGGUAACAUAUACAGCUACUGACGAAACUGGAAACACGAUGACACACACAUUUACAGUCACGAUACGAGUUGCCUUUACAGAUCUACGGACAAUUUUAUUCAACGGAACAGACGAUGUGGACAUUUUACAAGUAUCAGCCAUUGCUGUUAACAGAGGAAAAGGCCGCGAUCUUACUGACAACGAAAUCGACGAUUUAGAAGUAAUGUUGCUAUCAAUGUCAUCAGCGUCGGAAGAUAUAGGGAAUAGGGAGCCAAAGGUUAUGACAGAGGAAUUAAUUAAUGUGACAACUACAGUUAUCGAUCGCAAAAAGAAUAUGGCUCAGCAGAUUGAUAUAGUUUUAGCAUCCGAGAUUCUUUUAAAGAAAAUCGUUACAAGACAGACAAACACAACGGUGAAAAAAUCCUCUGAAAGAGUUGCAUCUAACAUCGAACUUGUAGAAAAUGCAGUUUGGUCUUUCCAUUUUGAAACUAAGGAAAAGUUGUUGGACUCAUAGAUGUGUA